Molecule: messenger RNA, 3442 nt
Organism: Manis pentadactyla (Chinese pangolin)
Lineage: Eukaryota; Metazoa; Chordata; Mammalia; Pholidota; Manidae
Gene: PTPRA
Product: protein tyrosine phosphatase receptor type A
Exons: 20
Coding region: 179-2338 (719 amino acids)
Biological process (GO): protein dephosphorylation
Molecular function (GO): protein tyrosine phosphatase activity
Source: RefSeq, a predicted model, not a curated record
CCGCCGCCGCCGCCGCGAAGCUCCGAGCCGCGGGCCGGGCGGCGGCCCUGAGAGCGUGUGGCGGGCCGAGACACCGCCGCGGAACCGAGGCGGAGCCGUGUCCUCGUCCCCAGCGGUCCCGCCCAAAGCCGGACUCGGUGGCACAACUAAAAAAAAGGUAUUUAUGGAAUUCCAAUGAAUGGUGAUGUAUGAUGCAGUUCAGAUAAUUAAGGUCAGCAUGGAUUCCUGGCUCAUUCUUGUUCUACUGGGCAGUACUGUGAUACGCAUAGGUGCCAACAAUACUACCACAGUUUCACCUUCAGUAAGCGUUACAAGAUCUAUUAAAACAUCGACAGCAGGGUCAGUUAAAGAAGAGACCAAAACUUCAAGUCCUACUUCUUCAGUAACUUCCCUUUCUGUGACAUCAACAUUUAGCCCAAACCUAACUCUGGGAGCCACCUAUGUAACCACUGUCAAUUCUUCAGACUCUGACAGUAGGACCACAAGAACAGCAAGCACUGAUUCUGUAGUCACUACAAUUUCACCAAAUGGAACGGGUCUUCCAGAUACCAGAACAAAACCUUGGGAGGGGAAUUCCAGCACUGCAGUGACCACUCCAGAAACUUUCCCUCCUUCAGGUAAUUCUGACUCGAAGGACAGAAGAGAUGAGACGCCAAUUAUUGCUGUGAUGGUGGCCCUGUCCUCUCUGCUAGUGAUUGUGUUUAUUAUCAUAGUUCUGUACAUGUUAAGGUUUAAGAAAUACAAGCAAGCUGGGAGCCAUUCUAAUUCUUUCCGCUUAUCCAAUGGCCGCACUGAGGAUGUGGAACCCCAGAGUGUGCCGCUCCUGGCCAGGUCUCCAAGCACCAACAGGAAGUAUCCGCCCCUCCCCGUGGACAAGCUGGAAGAGGAGAUUAACCGGAGAAUGGCUGAUGACAAUAAGCUCUUCAGGGAGGAAUUUAACGCUCUCCCUGCUUGCCCUAUCCAGGCUACCUGUGAAGCUGCCUCCAAGGAGGAAAACAAGGAAAAAAAUCGAUAUGUAAACAUCUUGCCUUAUGACCACUCUAGAGUCCAUCUGACACCAGUUGAAGGAGUUCCAGAUUCUGAUUACAUCAAUGCUUCAUUCAUCAAUGGCUACCAAGAAAAGAACAAAUUCAUUGCUGCACAAGGACCAAAAGAAGAAACAGUGAAUGAUUUCUGGAGGAUGAUCUGGGAACAAAACACAGCCACCAUCGUCAUGGUGACCAACCUGAAGGAGAGAAAGGAGUGUAAGUGCGCCCAGUACUGGCCAGACCAAGGCUGCUGGACCUAUGGGAACAUUCGUGUAUCUGUAGAAGACGUGACCGUCCUGGUGGACUACACAGUGCGGAAGUUCUGCAUCCAGCAGGUGGGCGAUGUGACCAACAGAAAGCCACAGCGCCUCAUCACUCAGUUCCACUUUACCAGCUGGCCAGACUUUGGAGUGCCUUUCACCCCAAUUGGCAUGCUCAAGUUCCUCAAGAAGGUGAAGGCCUGUAACCCUCAGUAUGCAGGGGCCAUCGUGGUCCACUGCAGUGCGGGCGUAGGGCGCACAGGCACCUUUGUCGUCAUUGAUGCCAUGCUGGACAUGAUGCAUACGGAGCGGAAGGUGGAUGUGUAUGGCUUUGUGAGCCGGAUCCGGGCACAGCGCUGCCAGAUGGUGCAAACAGACAUGCAGUACGUCUUCAUAUACCAAGCCCUUCUGGAGCAUUAUCUCUAUGGAGAUACAGAACUAGAAGUAACCUCUCUAGAAACACACUUGCAGAAAAUUUACAACAAAAUCCCAGGGACCAGCAAUAAUGGAUUAGAGGAGGAGUUUAAGAAAUUAACAUCAAUCAAAAUCCAGAAUGACAAGAUGCGGACUGGAAACCUUCCAGCCAACAUGAAGAAGAACCGGGUUUUACAGAUCAUUCCAUAUGAAUUCAACAGAGUGAUCAUUCCAGUUAAGAGGGGGGAGGAGAACACAGACUACGUGAAUGCAUCCUUCAUUGAUGGCUACCGGCAGAAGGACUCCUACAUCGCCAGCCAGGGCCCUCUUCUGCACACAAUUGAGGACUUCUGGCGAAUGAUCUGGGAGUGGAAAUCCUGCUCUAUUGUGAUGCUAACAGAACUGGAGGAAAGAGGCCAGUUUCUCUGGCUCAGUGAGGAAGAUGAACUAGAAGUGAGUGAGCCAAAAACAGAGAGGAAGCUGUGGCACCCCUGCUGGUGGCCUGGACGCAGCAGGGCUAGUGACAAGUGGUCUUCCUCAAGGGAUGGUGAAGAAGUGGCAUGGACUGGACGGGGGCAGAAUGUACCCACUCAAGACUCACUGAAUUUUCAACCAGUUAAAAAUGUUUUACACUAAUUGUUCCAAGCCGCAUCUUUCCCAUUUAUACUUGUGCAUUUUGGUUAUUUGAACCUUGAUACAGCUUUAUAUACAUUUGCUCGCCCUGAUGCUGUUAUGUCAAGUUUUUUCAGUUGUACUCAUGUAAUUCAUUAGCUGUUCUUUCCAGAUUUGCAUCAUGUAGCUAAUCAAAAGAUAAAUGUAGGUCCUCAUCUGUCAUUAAUAACAAUACUGAUGAGGUAAGAGGUUUUGGGUAAGGUUCUGGGCUCUGCACUCAAGGAAGCAUACACCUGAGUGACAGCCCAGUUGAGCAAUGAGCUCCUGUGUUUUCAGGAGCUAGGUGCAUGCUUCCUGGCCCUCUCUAAAAAGCUAUGCCACAACAUGCAGGCAGAUCAGGAACCUACAUGAGGUUCCCCCACAUUCCACUGUCCAGAUCUUCUGCAGUCCAAAGAGCAGGUAGGAAAACUGGGAUGGUAAGCACCGCAUCCUCAGUCCACUGCCCUGUGAUACCUCAGCCUGUCCAGUCAGGUUAGCAGGCUCUUCCAUCCUUGAAGACCUAGAGAGCCCACAGCAGAGAAGAAGCUGUGGCAGUACUGCUGGUGGCCUGGGCCCAGGAGUGCUGAUGAGCUGUCUGCCCCAAGAGUUGGUGAAGAGGUAGCAUGGACUUACAGGGGGAGGGAUGCAAGGGGCAGAAGUGGGGAGAAGGGACAUGCACACCCAGGUUCUCCAUUGGUUAAGUCUGCAGUCAGUUGGCUAAGGCCCAUUCUUCUCUGUUUACACUGUGCCAUAGGCCUGUCUGCCUCGGGCCAAUGUAAUGAGCAGUAGCUCUUGCCCUCAGAAACUUGUGAAAUGAGUUAGAACAGGAUAUUAAUGAUGUUCUUUACAAGGCCUCAAUGCCCCUUAGGAGAAAAUUCCACUUCUGGUUCCAUCUCCCAUUAAGUGUAGCUCCCAGAGAUAUUAACACAAUAAGCCUACAUGUUACAAUGAAGGGUGUUUACAUUUAUAUGUGAUACCACCACUUGCCACAUCCAAUUUUAAAUUCCCAGAGAAAAUGUUUUGAUCCCAAAAUAUAAAUUCUGUAUACAUUAAAAUCCCAAAGCAAUUAAAACUUAAAAUUAUCUUCUC